This is a messenger RNA of Nanorana parkeri, 9520 nucleotides long. RefSeq names its product NIPBL, cohesin loading factor (gene NIPBL). The coding region runs from base 79 to 8772 and encodes 2897 amino acids. Gene Ontology annotation, molecular function: chromatin binding. Gene Ontology annotation, cellular component: Scc2-Scc4 cohesin loading complex. The transcript has 46 exons. Gene Ontology annotation, biological process: embryonic viscerocranium morphogenesis; replication-born double-strand break repair via sister chromatid exchange; establishment of mitotic sister chromatid cohesion. Lineage: Eukaryota; Metazoa; Chordata; Amphibia; Anura; Dicroglossidae. The record is from RefSeq and is a predicted model, not a curated record.
UGUAGGAGAUGGGAAGUAAUGACAGGUGGCACCUCCAGUGAAAUACCUGCAUAGAUUCCACCAUCCUACAGCUUCAGGAUGAAUGGGGAUAUGCCUCAUGUUCCCAUUACGACUCUAGCGGGAAUUGCUAGUCUCACAGACUUGUUGAACCAGCUGCCUCUUCCAUCCCCUUUACCAGCUACGACGACAAAAAGCCUCCUCUUUAAUGGACGAAUAGCAGAAGAGGUCAACUGCCUUCUGGCAUGCAGGGAUGAACCUCUGGUGUCACAGCUUGUCCAUAGUCUCAACCAGGUUUCCACAGAUCACAUAGAGCUGAAAGAUAACCUUGGAAGUGAUGACCCGGAAGGAGAUAUACCUGUGCUGUUGCAGGCCACCUUGGCCAGGAAUCCCAAUGUCUUCAGGGAGAAAAGUAUGCAGAACAGAUAUGCGGUGCAAAGUGGGAUGAUGAUGCCUCAGUAUAAGCUUCCCCAGAAUUCCAUGCAUGGCAGCCCAGCAUCUACCAAUUAUCAACCAACCACUAUCUCUCAUAGCCCUUCCAGUCGAUUUGUGCCACCUCAGACCAGUUCGACAAAUCGGUUUAUUGGCCAGCAAAACAGCCCUGUUCCUAGCCCUUAUGCUCCACAAAGCCCUGCCGGCUAUAUGCCAUAUGCCCACCCUGGAAGCUACACACAACAUCAGCAAAUGCAGCAAGCUUCUGUGUCCAGUCCUAUCGUGGCGGGUGGGCUGAGGAACUUACAUGAAAACAAAGUCUCUGGUCAGUUAUCGGGCAACUCUGCAAACCACCAUGCAGAUAAUUCCAGGCACAGCACCAGUGAGGACUAUCUACAGAUGGUACAUAGGCUGGGCAGUGAGGACAGUGAUUCUUCAAUAAGAAAUGCUGCCUCUUUUUCCCUACGAUCCCCACAGUCUGUAUGUUCUCCUGCCGGCAGUGAUGGGACACCAAAAGGAUCACGGCCGUUAAUUCUUCAAUCCCAGCCUCCUCCCUAUGCCUCCCCACGAGAUGCUCCUCCUGACAUACUGCUGGACUCACCUGACAGAAAGUUGAAAAGACAGAAAAAGUUAAAGCUGAGUAAAGAUGAGAAGGAGCCAAGUGAAAAGUCAGCUAUGUAUGACAUAAUCAGCUCUCCUUCUAAAGACUCCACCAAGCUCACUUUAAGACUUUCUCGUGUGAGAUCUAAUGAAAUGGACCAGCAAGGAGACAUGCUCUCUGGUAUGGAGAACAGUAAUGUCAGUGAUGGUGACCCCUCAUUCAAUGUUCAGUACCCUGGGCACCCAUCAAAAACUCCAGUCACUCCACAGGACAUAAGUCGCCCUUUGAAUGCUGCUGCUUGUUUUCAAGAGCAGACUGAGUUCCUGCAAGUACAACAAGUGCCCGUCCUACAGCCCAACAUGUCUGCAAAACCGUCUCAACCUCCCGUGGCUCAGUCACAAACUCAACCAACAGGAAACAUAACGCCAUACGACGAAGUGGAACUGGAUGCUCUGGCGGAGAUAGAGAGGAUAGAACGGGAAUCCGCUAUUGAGAGGGAGCGCUUUUCUAAAGAAGUUCAGGAUAAAGAUAAACCCUUAAAAAAGAGGAAACAAGAUUCCUACCCAUUGGAAGCUGGAGGUGCUACUGGAGGAAACAGACCAGCUUCCCAGGAGGCGAGCGUGACAGGAAAUGGAUCACGGCCAGCUUUAAUGGUUAGCAUCGAUCUUCUGCACACUGGCAGAGGGGACUCUCAGGCAAAUGUAACUCAGGAUUCAGACUUUGUAAGGAAGCCCGAAGAAGCAAAAUUUUGUAAUGAUGGAUUUGUUCCUGCUCUACCAGACGACCCUACUGGAGUUAUAAAAAAUGUCCCAGAAAACCUCCCAGAGACACCAAGAAAGAGGACAGAGUCUGAAACUGAGUACCCUGAGAGGCCAAUAAAGAGUACACCUGUGUAUUCCGGGGAAAACAUGCAGGAGGAAUUACUGGGAGAAAGUAAACCUUGUGGCAUCAAAGACGAGCCUCCAGAGACUGUGGCGGAAGCUAUGAUUUGUGAAGACAGCAAAAAUGAGGAGAAACCUGAAAUAUGUAAACAGAGCAGCGAGGAGCUGGCAGAGAGUAAACCAGUGGCGGUGUGUGUAAAUGAGGAUGUAAAAUCAGAGGCAAACCUUGCUGAUAUCAUCAUUAGAGAUUCCAAACCUUGUGAUCACAAGGAGGAGGUUAAGGAAAAUGAAAGCUGCAAUGACUCUAAUGAAGAUGAGAAAAAAAAGGAUCAAAAACAGGGUCCAAGUACCCCAAAGCAGCGCAGUGAAGGAAGGUCGGAUACUCCCAAGCAAAAAACUGAGGUAAAGCCUGAGACACCAAGACAAAAGUGUGAGGGAAAACAGGAACAAGCAAAGCAAAAGAGUGAGAGCAAGUCUGAACAACCUAAACAGAAAAGUGAUGGAAGGACUGAUGGGCGCACUGAUAAUCCCAAACAAAAGUCUGAUGGGCGUCCAGAGACUCCCAAACAUAAAAGUGAAAGCCGGCCUGAUACACCUAAGCAAAAGAAUGAUGGAAGGCCUGAAACACGACAAAAGAGUGAGAGCCGACAAGAGGGUCACAGAAAAAGUGAUGAGCGCCCUGUCUUGACUAGACAGCGAAGCGAAGGCCGUCCUGAGACCCCAAAACACAAACAUGACAACAGAAGAGACUCCCUUAGGCUUUCUUCUGACAAGAAGCCGGAUUCAUCAAAGCAUAAAACAGAUUCUAAGCCUGACUCUCCCAGGGUGAAAUCUGAAGGUCGCUCUGAUGGGGCCAAGUCGAGAGUAGACGGAAGGCCAGGCCAUGAGUCUUCAAAGCGAGAUUCUGAGAAUCCAAAGCAAAAAUCUGACGACAAGGGGGAUCCUUCAAAAGUUAAAAAGCCAGAGUCGCUAAGAUCUUCCAACAAAAACGAACCGGAUACAAAGCAUGGUAAUAAAUCUGAUCCUUCAAAAACGGAUAAAAGCGAUAGAAAACAUCGUCAUGAUUCAGAUGAGUCAAGGGACAGACUUUCUUCUGGCGAGCAGAAGUCAAGAUCGGGAAGCCCACGGGUUAAAUCUGACAAACCGGACACAAAUAAACCUAAAUCUGAUAAGCCUGCAUUGAGAUCCCCCUCUGGUAAAGAUGGCAAAGAUGAGAAAAGGACCGAUGGUAACAAAAGUAAAGUGGAUGGCAAUAAGGCCCAUGGUGACAACAAGGCAGGGUUCCCAAGUUAUUUGUUGGGUGGGAGUCAGGGUUCCCUGAAAAACUUUGUCAUUCCAAAACUUAAACGGGAUAAAGAUGGCAAUGUUACCCAGGAGUCCAGAAGAUCGGAAUUAAAAGGGGAACAGAAAAACCAGGGGGAUAAAGUGGGUUUUGUGGAAGAUCUUAAUAAAGGUGCUAAGCCUGUUGUGGUUCUUCAAAAGCUGUCUUUGGAUGAGGUACAAAAACUAAUUAAAGAACGAGAGGACAAAUCCAAGGGUUCAUUGAAGUCAAACAAAAACAAGCCAUCGAAGUCCAGCAAAGGGGGCAUUGAUCAGUCUGUCCUUAAGGAACUUCCUCCUGAAUUGGUAGCAGAAAUCGAGUCAUCGAUGCCACUCUGUGAACGUGUAAAAAUGAACAAACGCAAACGCAGCACUGUAAAUGAGAAGCCGAAAUAUGCAGAAAUUAGCUCUGAGGAAGACAAUGCAAGCGAAGAAGAAUUUGAACCCUCUAAAAAAAGACACAAAAAAGAAAAAGCAGACCAGGAAUGGAAAUUCGAAGAACGUGAAAGGAGAAGUUCUGGUGAUCAUAGGCGCGGAGGUAACGACAGGCGCAGUACUCGCUACAGAGAACGCAGUCCAGAAGAUUCUGACAUGGACGACUCUCCACCACCUCCAAGUCUAAGCGAAGUGGCUCGGAAGAUAAAGAAGAAAGAACGGCAGAAAAAGAGGAAAGCUUAUGAGCCCAAGCUGACACCUGAAGAAAUGAUGGAUUCCUCAACCUUUAAGAGAUUUUCAUCAGCAGUAGAAAAUAUUUUGGAGAACUUGGAAGAUAUGGAUUUCACAACAUUUGGAGAUGAUGAGGAGAUCCCAGCAGAUCUUCUUCUAGGCAAACAUCAGCUCAAUGAACUGGGCAGUGAAUCUGCUAAAAUUAAAGCUAUGGGCAUCAUGAAUAAGAUCUCUUCUGAAAAACUGGUCAAAUUACUGGGAAUUCUCGAGAAGAAUAUCCAGGAUGGUUCAAAGCUGUCAUCUAUGCUGAACCAUAACAAUGACACAGAAGAUGAAGAGAAACUGUGGCGGGAUCUGAUUAUGGAGAGAGUCACAAAGUCAGCUGAUUCCUGCUUAACAGCCAUCAACAUCAUGACAUCUCCAAGUAUGCCUAAGGCAGUGUAUAUCGAGGAUGUGAUAGAGCGUGUUCUCCAGUACACUAAGUUCCACCUACAGAACACGCUAUAUCCACAAUACGAUCCUGUCUAUAGGGUGGAUCCUCAUGGAGGAGGACUAAUGAGUUCAAAAGCUAAACGCGCCAAGUGCUCAACGCAUAAGCAGAGAGUAAUUGUGAUGCUCUACAACAAAGUGUGUGAUAUUGUGGCCAGUUUGUCUGAAUUGCUGGAAAUUCAGCUGCUUACAGACACAACUAUCCUGCAGGUUUCUUCAAUGGGGAUAACACCUUUCUUUGUAGAAAAUGUCAGUGAGUUGCAGCUGUGUGCUAUCAAGCAGGUUACUGCGGUAUUUUCCAGGUACGAGAAACACAGGCAGCUUAUUCUGGAGGAACUCUUCACCUCGCUUGCUAGGCUACCAACAAGUAAAAGAAGCUUGCGUAAUUUUAGGUUAAACAGCAGUGACGAUGAUGGGGAAGCUAUGUACAUUCAGAUGGUGACAGCACUAGUCUUGCAGUUAAUACAGUGUGUGGUCCACCUACCAUCAGAUAGAGAUCACGCAGAGGAAGAGUGCAACAAGAAGGUUGACCAGGAUGUUUUCAUCACCAACUCAUAUGAAACAGCCAUGAGGACCGCUCAAAACUUUCUUUCUAUUUUCCUCAAAAAAUGUGGGAGCAAGCAAGGGGAGGAGGAUUACAGGCCGCUGUUCGAGAACUUUGUACAGGACCUUCUCUCUACUGUGAACAAACCCGAGUGGCCAGCAGCUGAACUCUUGCUUAGCUUGUUGGGAAGAUUGUUGGUUCAUCAGUUUAGCAACAAAUCAACAGAGAUGGCACUUCGUGUGGCUUCCUUAGAUUACUUGGGUACUGUGGCUGCGCGACUCAGGAAGGAUGCAGUUACCAGCAAAAUGGACCAAGGAUCAAUAGAUAGGAUCCUCAAACAGGUUCCUGAAGGGGAAGAUGAGAUCCAACAGCUCCAAAAGGCUCUGUUAGAUUAUCUAGAGGAGAACACCGAGACCGAUCCAUCACUAGUGUUUUCUCGGAAGUUCUAUAUAGCACAGUGGUUCCGUGACACUACAAUGGAGACAGAGAAAGCCAUGAAAUCCCAGAAGGAUGAAGACUCUGAUGGAGCACAUCAUGCAAAAGAUGUCGAAUCCACGGGAGAUAUAAUGCAGAGAGCGGAAAAAAGGAAAAAGUUCCUCCGUAGCAUCAUUAAAACACCACCAUCACAGUUUAGCACUUUGAAGUCAAAUUCUGACAUAGUCGACUACGAUGAUGCUUGUUUGAUUGUGCGCUAUUUGGCCUCUAUGAGGCCGUUUGCCCAGAGCUUUGAUAUUUAUUUGACCCAGAUUCUGCGGGUACUUGGGGAGAAUGCAAUUGCAGUCCGAACGAAAGCCAUGAAGUGUUUGUCUGAGGUGGUAGCUGUGGAUCCAAGCAUCCUUGCCAGGCUGGAUAUGCAGAGAGGUGUGCAUGGGAGGCUGAUGGACAAUUCGACCAGUGUGAGAGAAGCAGCUGUGGAGUUACUGGGACGCUUCGUACUGUGUAGACCUCAGCUGGCCGAGCAGUAUUAUGAUAUGCUCAUUGAGAGGAUUCUGGACACUGGUAUUAGUGUAAGAAAGAGGGUGAUAAAGAUCUUGCGGGAUAUCUGCUUGGAACAACCAACGUUUCCAAAAAUCACAGAGAUGUGUGUAAAGAUGAUCCGCAGAGUCAACGAUGAAGAAGGCAUUAAGAAACUAGUAAAUGAAACAUUCCAGAAACUCUGGUUCACUCCAACCCCUCAAAAUGAUAAGACAGCAAUGACCAGAAAGAUCCUCAACAUAACAGAUGUGGUUGCAGCUUGCAAGGACACUGGCUAUGACUGGUUUGAGCAGCUACUUCAAAAUCUUUUAAAAACAGAGGAGGACGCCACGUACAAACCUGUGAAAAAAGCGUGUACACAGCUGGUUGACAAUUUGGUAGAGCACAUACUAAAGUAUGAGGAGUCCAUGACAGACUCUGACAACAAGGGUGUGAACUCGGGUCGGUUGGUUGCUUGUAUUACCACUCUGUUCUUAUUCAGCAAAAUAAGGCCUCAGCUAAUGGUAAAACACGCCAUGACCAUGCAGCCAUACCUUACCACUAAAUGUAGUACUCAGAAUGAUUUCGUGGUGAUAUGCAAUGUUGCAAAAAUCUUGGAACUAGUCGUGCCAUUGAUGGAGCACCCUAGCGAGACGUUCCUUGCUACGAUGGAAGAAGAUCUAAUGAAGCUCAUCAUCAAAUAUGGCAUGACUGUGGUACAGCAUUGUGUGAGCUGCCUAGGGGCUGUCGUAAACAAAGCAACACAAAAUUAUAAGUUUGUCUGGGCCUGUUUUAAUAGAUAUUAUGGUGCACUUAUGAAGUUAAAAACUGAACAUCAGGAAGACCCAAACAGUACGGUCCUGACCACAAACAAAUCGGCUCUCCUGCGAUCACUUUUUACUGUUGGAGCACUUUGUCGCCAUUUUGAUUUUGAUGAAGAGGACUUCAAGGGUAGCAGCAAAGUAAAUGUUGCGGUUAACAUAAAAGACAAGGUCCUGGAGCUGCUGUUGUAUUUUACAAAGCAUUCGGAUGAAGAAGUGCAGACAAAAGCCAUCAUUGGUCUUGGGUUUACAUUUAUUCAGCAUCCAAUUCUCAUGUUUGAGGGAGAUGUAAAAAACUUGUACAAUAAUAUCCUGUCUGACAAAGGCAGCUCUGUAAAUCUUAAAAUCCAAGUUCUGAAGAAUCUCCAGACCUAUCUGCAAGAGGAAGACACACGGAUGCAGCAAGCAGACAGAGACUGGAAAAAAGUUUCCAAGCAGGAAGAUCUGAAAGAGAUGGGAGAUAUUUCCUCAGGGAUGAGCAGCUCCAUUAUGCAGCUUUACCUCAAACAGGUCUUGGAGUCCUUCUUUCACAAGCAGUCUAGUGUACGGCACUUUGCUCUCAAUGUCAUCGCCUUGACUCUCAACCAGGGUCUCAUUCAUCCUGUGCAGUGUGUGCCAUACCUAAUUGCAAUGGGCACAGACCCGGAGCCGUCCAUGCGGAACAAAUCGGAUCAGCAGCUGAUAGAGAUUGACAAGAAAUACACUGGAUUCAUUCACAUGAAAGCGGUGGCUGGCAUAAAGAUGUCAUACCAGGUCCAGCAAGCAAUCAUUUCUGAUGCAAAGCGCAUAGUGCGUGGGUUCCGGCAGGAUGAGUCCAACAGUGCCCUGUGCUCCCAUCUCUAUUCAAUGAUUCGGGGGAACCGACAGCACAGACGGGCUUUCCUGAUCUCAUUGCUCAACCUCUUUGAUGAUGCUGCGAAAACGGAAGUUAAUAUGCUUGUGUAUAUAGCCGACAAUCUAGCUGCAUUUCCAUAUCAAACUCAAGAGGAGCCACUGUUCAUUAUGCACCACAUAGACAUUACAUUAUCGGUAUCGGGUAGUAAUCUCCUACAGUCAUUCAGAGAGUCGAUGGUGAAAGGAGGAAAGCCCAAGAAAAAGGCAAAAGUGGAAUCGUCAGAAGAAGGAAGCGGCAGCGAAAGUGAGGAGGAAGUUGUCCGGCCAAGAAAAUCAAGGCGGCGAGCGGCAAAUUCUGACUCCGAUGACGAGGAUGACGUAGAUAACGUUCUCAGCUGCCUGCCAGAUAAUUCUGCUCCUCUCAUCGAGUUUGCAAAUGCUUCACAAGGAAUCCUUUUACUUUUGAUGUUGAAGCAGCAUUUAAAAAACCUCUGUGGAUUUUCCGACAGUAAAAUCCAAAAGUAUUCACCAUCGGAGUCAGCAAAAAUAUAUGACAAGACUAUCAACAGGAAAACAGGGUUCCUCUUUAGCCCCAGGCAAACGCUGGAGUUUCUAAAGAGGGACAUGAGUUGCACAAAGAUUAACGACGACAUCAAGAGGAGCAUCGCAAAACAAUACCUAGAUUUCAAGCUGUUAAUGGAACACUUAGACCCUGAUGAAGAAGAGGAGGAAGGCGAGGUCUCGGCAAGCACAGAUGCCCGAAAUAAAGCCAUUACCAAUUUGCUUGGAGGUAACAGCCCUAAAAAUAAUGUGCCUGAGACAGAGGAAGAAGAAAGUGAUGGGGAGGACAAAGCCGGGGGCACAUCAGGGUUAAGAAAAUCAAAAAGAUUAUCAGACUCUUCAGACGUGGCAGCGCAGAUGAAUGAAACCGUCGAUGUCCAGGAUGUCAUUGCAAUUUGUUGUCCAAAGUACAAGGACCGACCACAAAUUGCAAAAGUUGUUCAAAAAACCAGCCACGGAUUCAGUGUUCGGUGGAUGGCAGGCUCCUACAGUGGCACUUGGGCUGAGGCCAAACGCCGUGACGGACGAAAGCUUGUGCCUUGGGUCGAUACUAUAAAAGAGUCAGACAUCAUUUACAAAAAAAUUGCUCUAACGAGCGCAAAUAAGCUGACUAAUAAAGUUGUUCAGACUUUACGAUCGCUGUAUGCAGCCAAGGACGGAACUUCCAGCUAAUAAUAUGUUUGUAUAUUUGCAGCCAAAUUUACAGGAGAGCAGACAAAAAAAAAACCACAAAAACUUGAAUAUCAACAUUCUGGCAAAAAUUUAAAGAAAGAAACGAGAAUUAAAAAUCAAUUUUAUGGAGCGUUAAGGAUGGAGCUUAGCCGCCUGAAGGAAAUGUUUGGUAAACAUUGUUGUGGGAGCUUCCUUCGCUGUUGUACAGCAGAAACUUCUCAGUACAUUUUUACUCCCACUGUAUUAUAGUUUAACAAAAAUUUGUUUAUAUCUUGAAAAAUACUUUCUGUUUAAAAAAAAACAAACCAACAAAAAAAAUUACAAAAAAUAAAACAAGUGAAUGUUGAAAAUUAGUCUGUUAAUGUUCUUAAUAAAGUGUUCUUGGAGUUUAACCUAGCAGCGGAUGGCUUUCUUUAGUUUAGCCCGGUUUCAAGGGAAGUAUCACAUUUUAUUUUAUUAUUCUUUUUGUUUUUUGGGUUUUUUUUUUUUUUCCCAGGCUGUAAAAUGGCAGAAUUUCCGGACGUAUAUAAUUUAUUCUUUUGGGGUUUAAAAGCAUGCAGUAUCUAUGACCUAUCUGCAGGAGUUUUCUUUUUUUGUUUUUUUUUUGUUUUACUUUUGCUUUUAAUAUUUUAUUUUUGUAAAUGUAGAUUUUGAUGUAUAAGGUCACCCUGAAAAUAAUACACGAAAAGGGAUCCCGAGAAUACCUGCUGGCGACAAUACUGCAAUAAAUUUUUUUACUUCUUUGUUA